UCUGGAUUCUUGGUUCUUUUGCGCAGCGUGGCAAGCAAGAGCUGUACCUUUGCGCAUAGACACGUACCCCCUCCAAAUCGCGUUAAAUUGUAGCGUUUUUAUAGAAUUUUACCACUUUUAAUUCGUAUUUUUUAACCUGGGAUUAUUGUUAACGAAAAAUAGCCGCUUCCUUAGUCAUUCGGCGUCAUGACUUUCCCCAAAACCGCCUUCUUUUUUAGUUGAAUGGAACCCUACGUUCCCUGCGUCGCUCGCGUUUGGCACAGUUUCGCCUCUCCUUUUCGCUGCUACUGCUCCGAACUAUCACGCAGGACUUUUGAAUCCCGUGGACCUCUUCGUACGCGAUUUUAUUAAUGGUUUAACCGCGAAAAAUCCUUCUUCUUCAGUCUGAGGAGCUGCAAAAGAAGAGACAGCCACCACGACGCCAGCAGAUCUCCCAUAGUGUGAACUACAGGGUUUAGGCGAUGGGGGGAUCCAAGAGUAAGUCUAAGGACGUGGGCCAGAGGACGCGCAGCCUGGAUGGACCCCUCGGCUCUGGGGCGGGGGCGGGCGGACCCUCCCUGAGCACCACACAGACCUCCACAGUCCCCAACCGCAGCCCCACCAUCGACGGAGGUCUGAACUCACAGCACCACGGUGGCACCCCAGAAAUCAAGCUCUUCGGAGGGGUAGACACCAACAACAUGACCUCCCCCAACCGGUGCACUAUAGCAGGAGGAGUGACAACAUUUGUGGCUCUGUAUGAUUAUGAGUCCAGGACAGCCUCAGACCUGUCCUUCAGAAAAGGAGAGCGGCUGCAGAUCGUCAACAACAUGAGGAAGGUCAACUGCAGAGAGGGAGACUGGUGGCUGGCGCGGUCCCUCGCCACUGGAGAGAGCGGAUACAUCCCCAGUAAUUAUGUGGCUCCAUCGGACUCCAUCCAGGCAGAAGAGUGGUACUUUGGCAAAAUAACUCGGCGAGAUUCAGAAAGACUGCUGCUCAAUUUGGAGAACAGAAGAGGGACGUUCUUAGUCAGAGAGAGUGAGACCACCAAAGGUGCCUACUGUCUGUCUGUACUGGACUAUGACAACACCAAAGGACUGAACGUGAAACAUUAUAAGAUCAGGAAACUGGACUCAGGAGGAUUCUACAUCACCUCACGCACACAGUUCCUCACACUGCAGCAGCUCGUCAACCACUACCGCAAGCACGCAGACGGCCUGUGCCACAGUCUUACAGAGAUCUGUCCAGUGUUAAAACCUCAGACUCAGGGUUUGUCCAAAGACGCCUGGGAGAUCCCCCGAGAGUCCCUGCGCCUGGACCUCAAACUGGGCCAGGGCUGCUUCGGGGAGGUCUGGAUGGGUACUUGGAAUGGUACGACGCGGGUGGCCAUAAAGACGCUGAAGCCGGGCACCAUGUCUCCUGAAGCUUUCCUGCAGGAGGCGCAGGUUAUGAAGAAACUCCGACAUGAGAAACUGGUGCAGCUGUACGCAGUGGUGUCAGAGGAGCCCAUCUACAUCGUCACAGAGUACAUGACCAAAGGGAGCUUGCUGGACUUCUUGAAAGGAGACAUGGGUAAAAUGCUGCGUCUGCCUCAGCUGGUGGACAUGGCUUCACAGAUUGCUUCAGGGAUGGCGUACGUGGAGAGGAUGAACUAUGUGCACAGAGACCUCAGAGCCGCUAACAUCCUGGUGGGAGAUAACCUGGUUUGUAAAGUGGCAGACUUUGGCCUGGCUCGGCUCAUAGAGGACAACGAGUACACUGCAAGACAAGGAGCAAAGUUUCCCAUAAAGUGGACGGCCCCUGAGGCGGCGCUGUACGGACGCUUCACCAUAAAGUCUGAUGUGUGGAGCUUUGGGAUCCUCCUCACUGAGCUCGCCACCAAAGGGAGAGUGCCCUAUCCAGGGAUGGUAAAUCGUGAGGUUUUAGACCAGGUAGAGCGUGGGUACCGGAUGCCCUGCCCCGCAGAGUGCCCGGAGUCUAUGCACGAGCUAAUGCUGACCUGCUGGAGGAAAGAGCCAGAGGAGAGGCCCACGUUUGAGUACCUGCAGGGCUUCUUAGAGGACUACUUCACCUCCACAGAGCCCCAGUACCAGCCCGGGGAAAACCUCUAAAACACACACCACCUAUGCACAUGUACACUGCAAAAAGAGGGAAACGUGCAAGUUAAAAUUAUUUAAAUUCAGAAUCUUGACUCAAAUGGUCCUGACUAGUAUAAAUGUAUUUACUUACAAAGUCCAAGUUCUUUGACUGGUUUCUAUAUUUUGUGCUUCAUCAUUUUAAUAAUAGUGGCAAUUAUUUUGUAAAAUCUGUGAAGUUCUUUUGACACUCACUACGUUUAUAUGAUGACCCAAAAGUGGCAUUGUGUCUUCACUUUUUAUUCCGCAUUUAGACGAGCGUUUUCGGGAGGAAAUCUGUGACAGUGACGCAAAAGUGUGUGGAAUUCGAUUGGGUAUGCAUGCCAGGUGACUAGGUGGUGACAAUAGGUGGUGAUGUAUGUGACAUGAACGUGUACGUGACAUGAGCAGAUUUGACCAGAGUUUUGCGUCUUGGGCAAUGAAGACGGAAAUGCUAAGGCAGAGCGAAAGGCACUUCUGAUAAAAUAUUUUGUCGUUUUUACCCGCAAGCGUUUUCGUGUCAACAGCUAGAGAUGGACAGAGGAGCCAAAACUUUUUCAUUAUAUUACUUAAAUAGAAUUUACCCAAAUAAUUAAAUAAAAGUCAAAAGUAUUUAGAGAAACUACUAUGAGAGUCCAUUUGAGCAUAACAUGUACUUAAAAUAAGAUUUCUGAUUUAUGUAUGUUUAUGUAAUUAGAAGACAGAUGUGAAAAAAUUACACAAAUUAAGUACACAAAAAUUAAGGAAGCACAAAUGGUCUAAUGAUCUAAUGUUGUUACCACUGGAAGACUUCUUCUCAGUGGGAAUAAACUAAGUUACUUAAAAGUACUAUUACUACUUAAACUAAAUAUUACUAAAGUAAGAUAAAGUGUCAGACAUCCACUCCUCAAAUAUAACUUCUCAAAGCAUUACAAAACAAGUAAGUGUAAGUGAGUACAAUGCACCUCUGUUCUGCACACUGCAUCAUUCAUUCUCCUUUACUCAGUGAUAGUGGCUAUUAUAGCUACAGCUGUCCUGGGGCAGACUGAUGGAAGCGAGGCUGCCAAUCUGCACUAUUGGUCCCUCCAACCACCACCAAUCACACUCACACCACAUCCAUGCUAUAUGCAAGGUGGGUGAAGUGUCUUGCCCAUUAUGUAAUUCAAGUAAGAACAAAAAGGCACUAACAAAAUGACUCAAAAAAGAUACUAAUUUAAGAUUCUGAAUUUAUGUAAUUUCAACUUCCACUUUCCUUUCUGCUGCAUAAAGGACUUAAUUAUAACACAUGUAAAAUGUUAACUUUGAGUACAAUCACUAACAUGGACAUCUGUGGGAUCGAUGAGGACUGCACGACUUUUACAGGAAUUACGGUAAUUUCCAGCAAAGCAAAGCAAAAAAAAAACCUAAGGAAAAGACCUUUUUUUCUUCAAAAUAAUGUCCACAAAAGACCAACAACCUUCCUUUGGAGACAUCAUGAUAAUAUAUUUUUAUCUUUCUGAAAAUGUGCUUUGUAACCACAGCAACAACUAACUAUUAAUUUAAAAAAGGACUUGGCAAAAAAGCAGGAGAAUUGUUGAUAGAAUUUCACGAUCACACUAAAAAUAUGUAAAUAAAAAGGCUUGGGAUGUGUUCACGCACUUCAAACUUAACACCUGAUGCAAUUUUUUCUCAAUGGAAAAACAUUUUGGAAAAUUUAAAAGAAAAUGACUACAAAUGUGUUUUUAUUUUUGAAUUUUGGGAUUAACUGGAUAAUUUUGACGUGUACAACUCCCCUAUAGUUCUUCCUUUUAAAUGACAGCUCUGUAUUUUGGGCGAAUAAUAUUUUUAUAAAUAAUUUUUUUUUUUCCAUUUGUGGAUGUGGACAUAGAGCCUAUCACAAAAAGAAAGAAGAGGAUUCAUGUGGCAUUUUUUUGACUUCCAAACAAAUGGCUACUGAUCAAUGCACUGCAAAAAAAUGUAGAAAUGAUUUGAAUUCAGAUUAAGAAGCUUGGUUUGAGUAAUUUUGAGUAGUAUUUUAUUAAUUCAAGAUAAGUUUUAAUAUAUUGAUAGUUUUUAAAGGCGCACUAUCUAACUUCUGGUAGAUGCUUCCUGCUUGUCUCUUUGGAGUUUCGCCUGGAAUGUUUCACGGUAUAGCAUUAAAACAUGGCUAUCUUGGUUUGUAGCUGUGUUUUUAUUGCUUAAAAAAUUCUUACUGAGAGUCACCUUUCCACAGAUCUGACCUGUAAUUUGGGCCGGUUGGUGUCACCUACUUGUUUCCAUGGAGGCGCAUAAGUGUAAUGCUGUAGUGAGGAACAUUUUAGGCAAUAGAGACAAGCAGCACCUUUAGGAUCAUGCCUUUUAUGGUCUAAUAACAAUUUGUCCUUCUCUUAUUUAUGGCAAAACACAACUUUUGUUUAGUGCAGUUUAUUUACUGUAACUAGAAAUACAUAUGUCAGGUACUGUUAAAAGAUUAAAAAGUUUCAGUUUUAAUUAAUGUGAUGCCAUAAGCAGAAUAUUUAGGAAUAAAAAAACAAAAAAAAUAUUAAUACAACUUAAAUUAUCUUGUUUUAGUAAAUGAAUACACAUAAAACUAGUCAACACUACUCUACUACAAAAGGCAAUUGUUCUGAAUCUGAGUCAUUUUAAGUGUUUUUUGCAUUGUAAAAGUGAUCUCAGGUGGAGAAGACAUGUUUCUGCUGCAUGUACCUUUGUGCCAAUGAAAACCUGCUCUUUUUUACAGUGCAUUGUGUAAUUAAAGUGUAUUUUGGUACAACUUAUUAAUAACUCUGAAAAAAUGACAAUGUUUUAACAAAUAUAACUCACUUUUGUAGGUUCUUCCUUUUGGCUUAUCAGCAUCGGUGUCUGGUGCUGAAUCAGGAACACUUAAAUUUCCUUUAAUUUGUAUCAGAUUUUUUGCAUAAUUGUAUCUUUGUAUUAUAAUUGUUUUUAUUUUGUUUGAAAUGGUUUUUAGAGCGUCAUUAUACACUGGAGAUGGACACUGCAACAAGGAAAAGCCUAUCUACAUUUAGAAGUUAAAAUGAUUUGAAUUCAGAAUCUGGAUUUGAGUUCUGACUAGUUUUGAUGUAUUUAGGCCACUAUGAAACAUGUGUAAAUCAUGAUUUUACAAUAUUUAUCUAAAAUAUUUUUUUAAAACAAUAGGUGCAUUACGGUGGCAUCGUAGUUAGUAUUCUCGCCUCACAGCAAGACGAUACCUGGUUUGACUCCCAGGACUUUUUGUGUAGUUUGCAUGUUCUCUCUGUGUCUGGGUGGGUUUCCUCCAAGCACUUAACUCAUCAACCCAAAACAUACAGUGUGCCCUUAAAAAGAUGCAAAUCUAUAAGUGGUUUUAAUAUAUUUUCUAGUAAUUAAGUUUUCAAAUGUAGGUCUAAGUAAAGUAAAUAAAGUAGGAAUGUAACAAUAACGGAAAUAUCGUGAUAUCGUAUUUUCAAAGUUCUAACAAUAAUAUCGUGGACCAUCACAAUAUAUCGAAUUACAGGUCUCUUUGCUUAAAUUGAGAGUUAUGGUGCAGAAAUAGCUAAAAAAAAAAAAAAAAAAAAAAGACAGAGGGAACUACAUAGACCAUGAUCCUUUGCUCCAUUUCAGUGCAGAUUACAAGAAGAAAUAACAGUUGUAAGCACUUUUAAGUCUUAGUUCUUUUGGAUUAAGUCUUGUCAAGGCAUUUUAAGAGAAAAAGUAGCAUAUUGUUACAUCUCUAAUUGUGAGCUUCCCACCAUAUCGUGAGUUUUCCCACGAUAUCACAAUAAAUAUCGUACCGUGAGGUUCAUACUGUGACAAUAUUGUAUUGUGAGACUUGGAUAUCGUUACAUCCCUAAAAUAAAGCAAAACUAGUCAGAACUACUCAAAUCAACAACACAAUCUUGAAUCCAAGUGAUUUGGAGUGUGUGUAGAUACAAUUUUUUGCAGUGUAGUAGCUGUACAAGAGUGCAUGACACAAGUAGUACCAGUAGAGGGCAGUGCAGGGACAGUCCCGAAACACUGUAAAUACAAAUUGUUUUAAUAUUCUGUAAAUAUGAUUUUAUAAUUUAUUCCACACAAAAGUUUAUUUUACUUCCAGCUUCACCAUCACCAACGCUUCCCUCUGGUACGUUUAUGGGUGAAAUCCUAUUUUUGCAAGUUUAAAAUUCUACAGUAGUUUGAUCUUUGGAGUGUAUAGGCCUACUGUAUUUUUGUAACUUUGACUUUUGGUUGUACAUUUUGUAUGACUGAUAAUAAACUGUAAAGCCUGUUGGUUUAAAGUACAGAUGUAAGGAAAAAAAAGUUACGAUAAUUAUAAUAUUUUUAAUCAAUUUCUUCCAUUUUUGCAUCUGUAAUGACGUGAUGCACUGCAAAACAUAAUAUUCACAAAAGGUCAAAUGACUUCAGUUCAGAUUUUGAGCAGAUUUAAAUAUGCAAUGUCCUUAUUAUACUUAUACUAAAUAUAAAUUGAAGGACUUUUCACUCAUUCAAAUAUACAGAUUUUGUUUUGAAUUGUGACAACACUUGCAGUUUAUCAUCAUUCUGAAAACAUAGAUAUCAUAUUUUUAAGAGAUCCACUGAUAUGGAGUUUUUCAUGGUCGAUGCCAGUACUGAUUAGAAUUCAGAGAAAAUGAUGACCGAUAAGCUCUGCAGAUACUUUUUGGCUUACAUGUAGGACCCCCAUGAAUAUAUAUUUUUUAACUGAUUUAAUUCAAAUUUACCACAAACUCAUCCAUACGCUGGGUUAAUACAAGCUGGAUAAGAGAGCAGCAUAAUCACAUUUUGUGCAGUAUUGUGUUGGGGCUAGUGUUCAAAUAAAGCUUGAUAGAUAUUCUUAUAUAUACUUCACAUAAUUUCAUAAAACCUGUCAGAAAUGUUUUGAAAAAAAAGUUGUGAUAAGUGAUACAUCUUAAUUUGCCAGAACGACUCAAAUCGAAUCCUGAAUUCAAGUCACUUACCUUGUGUGGAUAUUACUUUUUCUUUUUUUCUUUUCUUUCUUUGUUUUGUUUUUUUGACAGUGCAGCACUUUAAAACACAUCUUAAUAACACAGGUCUGUAUCUCACAUAGGGCCUCUGAAGUGUUGCAGGCGUUACAAAGGCUAUGCAGUAUUUUUCAUUCCUGAAUUCUCUUUUCUACUGUUUUUCAACUGAAAUAUGAAACUGUUUAUUCUGUACCAAUGAAUAUGGACUUUGUUCAAAAUUUAAAAUCAGUUUGAAUAAAAUUUGUAUUGAGAAAGAAAGGCCA
Boleophthalmus pectinirostris (great blue-spotted mudskipper) is the source of this 7272-nucleotide messenger RNA. It is a transcript of the gene src, whose product is annotated as v-src avian sarcoma (Schmidt-Ruppin A-2) viral oncogene homolog. Bases 462 to 2090 code for a protein of 542 amino acids. The record is from RefSeq and is a predicted model, not a curated record. Gene Ontology annotation, biological process: negative regulation of intrinsic apoptotic signaling pathway; cell differentiation; negative regulation of extrinsic apoptotic signaling pathway. Gene Ontology annotation, cellular component: extrinsic component of cytoplasmic side of plasma membrane. The transcript has 13 exons. Gene Ontology annotation, molecular function: non-membrane spanning protein tyrosine kinase activity; ATP binding; growth factor receptor binding. NCBI's taxonomy places the organism in Eukaryota, Metazoa, Chordata, Actinopteri, Gobiiformes, Gobiidae.